GACCGGCUCAGGCUAUAAAGUGCUGCCCGGCGCCGGCGGCAGGUUGCGUGCGCUGGGGGCUGGUCGGGGCGGCGUGGCGGCCUCGUAGCGGACCGACACCGCGGAUGAAGAACUUGUGUUCUCUAUUUUCUGCACCAUGGAAUUUUAUUCAGCUCUUCUAAUUCUCCAGAGCCACAGGAACUUUAGAAAAGAGAUUCCCAUACACACCGUAUAGCAGUAACUCGCUGGUUCCAAAAAUCUUAGUUUAGUUUAUUUAAUUUUGUAACAUUAUUUAUUAUUUCAUACCUCGUAUUUUGUUUACGUAUCAAAGUUGCAAAUUCCUGUUGAUUUUAAACCACUAAAAUUAAUAACAUGGAAUCCACAAUUGAAUCAACAACGUCUCUGGAUCUGCUAACCAGUACAAUAGGAAGUAAGGCAUCCGGUCCCAUGGUAGCUUUCCUCUGGAUGCUGAUAUUGGGCUUCAUCAUUGCCUUUGUCUUGGCAUUUUCUGUGGGUGCCAAUGAUGUGGCAAACUCAUUCGGAACCGCAGUGGGGUCAGGUGUGGUGACUCUCCGGCAAGCAUGUAUCCUGGCAUCUAUCUUUGAAACCGUGGGCUCUGUUCUGCUGGGUGCUAAAGUGAGUGAGACCAUCCGGAAGGGGUUGGUUGAUGUGGAGAUGUACAACUCUACACAAGAGCUACUCAUGGCUGGCUCAAUCAGCGCUAUGUUUGGGUCAGCUGUGUGGCAGCUAGCAGCUUCAUUCUUGAGACUUCCCAUUUCUGGUACCCAUUGCAUUGUUGGAGCAACAAUUGGCUUUUCGCUGGUGGCCAAAGGACAGAAAGGCGUCCAGUGGUCAGAGCUGCUUAAAAUUGUGUUGUCCUGGUUCAUCUCUCCCCUGCUUUCUGGCAUCAUGUCUGCUAUCCUGUUCUUCCUCGUCCGUAUGUUCAUUCUUCGUAAGGCAGAUCCAGUUCCCAAUGGGUUGCGAGCUUUGCCAGUCUUCUAUGCCUGUACAAUUGGGAUCAACCUCUUUUCCAUCAUGUACAGUGGUGCACCUUUGCUUGGCUUUGACAAACUUCCUAUUUGGGGUAUCCUUCUAACUUCAGCGGGGAGUGCUGUUGUCUGUGCUCUCGUCGUCUGGUUCUUUGUGUGUCCAAGAAUGAAGAAGAAAAUAGAACGAGAGAUCAAGUCAAGUCCUUCUGAGAGCCCCUUGAUGGAGAAAAAGAACAGCCAGAAGGAAGAUCAAGAUGAGUCUAAGCUGCCACUGGGCAAUGGUGUGGGUGACAAGAGCCCUAUCACUGAUGCAUCUGCCAUGCACCACAGGGCAGCUGUGGAGGAGAGAACAGUCUCCUUCAAUCUGGGAGAUGUGGAGGAAGCUCCAGAGCAGGAGAGGCUCCCUAGUGUUGACCUGAAGGAAACAAACAUUGAUAGUGGAGCUGUGCAGUUACCCAGUGGCAACCUGGAUCAGUUCAGCCAAGCUGUCAGCAAUCAGAUCCGUUACAGUGGCCACUACCACACGGUGCACAAGGAUUCGGGCCUGUACAAAGAGCUGCUGCACAAGCUUCACCUGGCCAAAGUGGGUGACUGCAUGGGGGACUCUGGCGACAAGCCCCUGAGACGCAACAACAGCUACACCUCCUACACCAUGGCCAUUUGUGGCAUGCCGCUGGAUUCAUUCCGUCCCAAAGAGGGCGAGCCCAAGGGGGAGGAGAUGGAGAAGCUGACCUGGCCUGGAGCAGACACCAAGAAGAGGAUCCGUAUGGACAGCUACACGAGCUACUGCAAUGCUGUGGCGGAUACCCACCCGGCAGCUGAGGUGGAUAUGGAUGUAGGCAAGGUGGAGAUGGGCAGUGGUGACAGGAAGUGCAGCACUGGCUCGCUGGAGGAGUGGCAUGAUCAGGAUAGACCAGAAGUGUCCCUGCUCUUCCAGUUCCUGCAGAUUCUCACCGCCUGCUUUGGUUCCUUUGCUCAUGGUGGCAAUGAUGUCAGCAAUGCCAUUGGCCCUCUGGUGGCUCUGUACCUAGUCUAUCAGACAGGUGAUGUGGCUUCCAAAGUGGCAACUCCCAUCUGGCUGCUGCUGUAUGGAGGUGCUGGGAUCUGCAUUGGCCUGUGGGUCUGGGGGAGAAGAGUCAUUCAGACCAUGGGGAAGGAUCUGACACCCAUCACACCAUCUAGUGGCUUCAGCAUUGAACUGGCAUCUGCACUGACUGUGGUGAUUGCAUCAAAUGUUGGUCUUCCCAUCAGUACAACGCACUGCAAAGUGGGCUCCGUGGUGUCAGUGGGCUGGCUCCGUUCCAGGAAGGCUGUGGACUGGCGUCUCUUCCGUAACAUCUUCCUGGCAUGGUUUGUCACUGUCCCGAUUUCUGGCCUCAUCAGUGCAGCUAUCAUGGCACUGUUCAAGUAUGCCAUCCUGGGAGUGUGAGACCGGCUUGGGUGAAAUCCAUCAUAUCUUGCUGCUCUGAGCAACUGGAACAGUGCUAGGGUGACUUGCCUGGGGAGGAGAUGGGAAUAUUGCAUUUAUGCUGUAACUGCUUUCAUGCUGAAUGACUCAUCUCUAAAUUAGCUGCAAAAUAACCAGUGCCCCUGACUGAUCUCAUUAAUUCACAGCCUGAACAGGAAAUGGACCUUACUGUACAUAUUUCUGUAUUUUCUUUUGUAUCAAGCUUACCUUCAAUUAUGUUUGUCACUGAAGUAGCAUCCUUUUUUAAAUUUGUUUUUCCUUGGCACUAAAUCUUAGAACUGGCAGGCACAGUAAAGUCUGGUGUGAUUAGCUUGGAGGGGUGACUGUUCCACUGCCAUGUUUGCUCUAGGGUAGCAGUAAUGGGCACUAUACCCAGAGGCCCCACUUAUUUUUUUUAAAUAAACUUUUAAACUAAACAUACCUAUUUGCUAACUCCUUGUGGAGCAAUACCUAUUACACACCAUUUCCCCACACACACCCUUCUGCAGCUCACAUGGUACCACUGCCCCAAGAGCUGUGAAAGAUGGCAGUGGUUCUUGCUAGAAGCAGGUUGUAGUAUGUCCAGCUUUGCCUCCUGCAGUACCAUGAUGCUCUGGUCUUGUGUGGUUUCAUUUUGUGCAAAUGCACCUGAGCUCUAGGGGGGAGUUUUUUGUUUUGAAUCUAGGAUGUGCUAAAAUCUUAACCCAGUUGAUUUAAAUGUUGAGAUCAUUCACUGCUCCCUCCCCCUACUGGCCAAGAACCUAGCUGUCUCCAGUGACCCUGACACUACAAGACUCUGCUCCCCAUUGCUACCUCUAACUGAAUAAAAGCUUCAUUUUUUUAAAAAAAAAA
Messenger RNA from Caretta caretta (loggerhead turtle), 3267 nucleotides. RefSeq names its product solute carrier family 20 member 1 (gene SLC20A1). Gene Ontology annotation, molecular function: phosphate transmembrane transporter activity. NCBI's taxonomy places the organism in Eukaryota, Metazoa, Chordata, Testudines, Cheloniidae. The record is from RefSeq and is a predicted model, not a curated record. Gene Ontology annotation, biological process: phosphate ion transmembrane transport. Gene Ontology annotation, cellular component: membrane.